UUUCUCUAAGCCAGAAGCUGAAAGAAAGUAAUUUUUCGCCCAAAAACGGCUUCUUUCUUUCAAGUUUUGCGUUUAAACUGGUGUGCAAAGGGUGCCAACAGCAUCGGCCAGCCCAAAUCACGUACAGACGAUCGGAGCGGACGCGUUUGCCAGUCAAGAAAGUAGCAAUAGCAGUCGAUAAUUGCGACGAAACACGGAACCACCUAGGGUCUGUCUGGUGCUGCAUCGUGUAAAUAAGCGGUGUUAAAGAGGCUGCAGAGUGAUUUCAUUCGGUAACUUCAAGGAACGGCUAAAACCACAUAACGCAGUAGGCAGCGAAACAUCGUAGGCCCUUGGAUCCAAUGUCUAAACUAAACUCCCAUGGGGCUACCGGGCUUAAGAAUAUUAAUCUUGAAGAGAUAUGGACCGAUCUAGAAGCAGGGAUAAAGCAGGUGUACAAAGGCGAACUGAGUUUAGGCAUUGCACGCUACAUGGAACUGUACACACAUGUCUACAAUUAUUGUACGAGUGUCCACCAGCAGCCGAAUUCCCGCACGGGUUCGUCGAAGGUAUCGAAAAAGGGCAUUAGCGCACCGCCGGGCGGUGCCCAGCUGGUCGGCCAGGAACUGUACAAACGGUUGAAGGAGUUCCUCGAGAACUAUCUCGUCCGGUUGCACCAGAAUGGGAUCGAUCUGAUGGGCGAGGAAGUGCUGAACUUCUACACCAAGCGCUGGGAGGAUUAUCAAUUCUCGAGCAAGGUGCUGAACGGUGUAUGCGCCUACCUCAACCGACACUGGGUGAAGCGCGAGUGCGAGGAGGGCCGGAAGGACGUGUACGAAAUCUAUCAGCUGGCGCUGGUAACCUGGCGGGGAAAUUUGUUCAAGCAUUUGAACAAGCAAGUGACCAACGCCGUACUGAAGCUGAUCGAGCGUGAGCGCAAUGGAGAAACGAUCAACUCACGGCUGGUGUCCGGUGUCAUCAACUGCUAUGUGGAGCUGGGACUCAACGAGGACGAUCCGCAUGCAAAGGGCCAGAAUUUGUCCGUGUACAAGGAAAGCUUCGAAAAUAUUUUCCUUGAAGACACCGAACGAUUCUAUACGCGUGAAAGUGCCGACUUUUUGCGCGAAAAUCCUGUCACCGAGUACAUGAAACGGGUAGAGUUGCGUUUGAACGAGGAGCAGAAACGUGUACAGGUUUACCUGCAUGAAAGUACAUUGGAUCGGCUGGCGGAAAAGUGUGAACGUGUGCUGAUUCACAAUCAUCUCGAUCAGUUCCGGACCGAGUUCCAGAAUUUGCUGAACUCGGACAAGAACCAAGAUUUGGGCCGAAUGUACUCGUUGGUCGCUCGCAUCAAGGCGGGUCUGUUCGAGCUGAAGGAGAUCCUUGAAACACACAUCCACAAUCAGGGUCUGGCGGCUAUAGAGAAGUGUGGAGAUUCUGCUGUAAAUGACCCCAAAAUUUACGUCCAAACCAUACUGGAAGUUCACAAGAAAUACAACGCAUUGGUACUUACUGCUUUUAACAACGACAGCGGUUUCGUAGCGGCGCUCGAUAAAGCGUGUGGCAAAUUCAUCAACACAAAUGCUGUAACUGAGCUGAGCAGAAGCGCAAGCAAAAGUCCAGAGCUGCUCGCUAAGUAUUGUGAUUUACUGUUGAAGAAAUCUAGCAAAAAUCCUGAGGAAGCAGAACUGGAGGACACGCUGAAUCAAGUGAUGGUUGUGUUCAAAUACAUCGAAGACAAGGAUGUUUUCCAAAAGUUUUACAGCAAGAUGCUGGCGAAACGACUUUGCCAACACAUGUCGGCUAGCGACGACGCGGAAGCAUCGAUGAUAUCGAAACUGAAACAGGCAUGUGGCUUCGAAUACACUAGCAAACUACAGCGAAUGUUCCAGGACAUCGGAGUGUCGAAGGAUCUGAACGACCAGUACCGGAAGUAUCUCGAGAAGCUGAGGGAUACACGAAGCUCUGGACAGAACGAAAUAGAUUUCAGCAUUCAGGUGCUAUCGAGCGGCUCGUGGCCAUUCGGUCAGGGCUUUACAUUUUCCCUUCCGUUCGAGCUGGAACAAUCGGUCCAUCGAUUCAACAAUUUCUACGCCAAGCAACAUUCCGGCCGUAAGCUGAACUGGUUGUACAAUAUGUGUCGCGGCGAACUCAUUACAAACUGUUUCCGUAUGCGAUAUACUCUGCAGGCUAGCACCUUCCAAAUGGCUGUCUUGCUGCAAUUCAAUGAGGAAACGGCCUGGAGCAUCAAACAGUUGGGAGAAAACACUGGUAUCAACAAUGAGAACCUUAUACAAGUGCUUCCAAUAUUACUGAAGACAAAAUUACUUAAUUGCUACGAAGGUGAAGGAAAACUUCACCCAGAUUCAACCAUCGAGCUAAACAAGGACUUUAAGAACCGUAAACUCCGCAUCAACAUAAACUUCCCGCUAAAGUCGGAACUGAAGGUGGAACAGGAAGCCACUCAUAAGAACAUCGAGGAAGAUCGCAAGAUACUCAUACAGGCGGCCAUCGUGCGUAUAAUGAAAAUGCGAAAGAUGCUCAACCACACGCAGCUCGUGAAUGAGGUGUUGAAUCAACUGUCCACACGAUUUAAGCCCAAGAUUCAAGUGAUAAAGAAAUGUAUCGAUAUUCUGAUAGAGAAAGAAUAUCUAGAACGUCAGGAAGGACAAAAGGAUACCUACAGCUAUCUGGCUUGAUCAGUGAUAAUUUUAAUCAGUAGUGUAGUUAUCUAAACACGUAUUUUCAAUAUCAAGCAUCCCAAAACUGAGCGUACGUAACUAUUGAAACUCUAAUGAAAAGAACGCCACUAUGAAAAUUAGAAUUUAACGCCAGAACAAACAGUAGGAAAACGUAUACAGGCGAUGAACACCGUUGCAUAAACAGGAGUUAGAUUUAGCGUCUUUGCAAACCAAUAGUAAGGGUUCAAACAAAGAUAGCUUUGCGCCUUUCGGCGUCUGCUAGUUUAACGUGCAUUGACAAAAAAACUCGUCGCGAUGAUGUUUGUAGCCGUUUUUGAGACAUUAAAAGCCCGAAUAAUCGCGAUCUGGGUUGUAACCUCGACUAGACCACGUGUGAUGAUGGGUAUUGGGACAAGAAUACGAACAAAAGAACGGCCAAUGCAAGCUUUUUGCAAUGUUGAACUAACAGUCGCAGAAUAAGCGUAACGCUAAUCGAUAUGAAUCCUAGUACGAAAAUAAAUAAUCUAUAAUAUGUAAAGUUGCGCGGCCCGGUGGUGUAUUGAUAGCGACGCCGGUCUUCUGACGACAGGACCUGGUCCAAAAGCCAAUCCGGACCGUUCACCCGCUGUAAGGACUGACUAUCCCGGCUACGUGGUAAAAUAAGUUUAGUAAGCCGCAAAUUGCAGGCAUAUGACCUAGUAGGUUGUUACGCCGAAAAGAGAAGAAGUGUAAAGUUGCAAAACUCCAUACAGAAUAAUAGUCUAUGAUUGUGUGCAAACCGCCCUCUCGCAGUACCCAUGGGAGCCUUCUAAAACAAGAAGAGGCCCUUGCAAUGACACCUGACAACAAGUCCCAUUAGUGUGAACGCACAUAAAACAGAGAGAGAUUUAUAUAUUUAGUAGAAACAAGUGGACGAAUCAUUUGCUAGUGCACCACGCUAUGGAUGAAUGAUUAAAUUGGGAGAUGUACGCUGGGUAUAAUCGUAAAACAAGGAAACAAUGCCAGGUAUUAUCGGCUGCGCAGCUAGUAACGAGUGGGCGUAAUGUAUGUGCGUGGAUGGUGUAUUGUAGAGAGCAGUGCGAACAGAGUUUGAAUAGAACUAUAGGUAAAUUUUGUUUGUAAAACUUUUUAUUUGAAGGGAUCGAACAUAUGGCACAACAACAAGCCCCGUUGGCUGGGCCACAAAUCUGUUAACUUACACCAUUCGGUUCUUCAUCCCAUGUGCAGUACUGAUUUGCCGGCUAUGCCACUAACAUGCAAGGUUUUGUUUAGUUCAGGUUGUUUUGUUAUGUGAUUUUAGCUGAAUUUUUGGAAACGUACCUUGUCGGCUUACCACCGCGUACCGAUAAUGUGUACAAGAAAUACCUAAAACAAACAAAAAGCUUUGUUAAGAGCAGUAUGCGGCGUUAGGAUCUGUUUUCAGUCUCUCUGACUCCUUCACGUGCAUGUGUGUAAUGUUUGUGUUGAAUGUUACUAUAUUUUGUUAAUCUUAAAAUGUGGCACACACUUACGGCCACAAUCACAGCUGUUUCGUUACUCUGUUUUAAGAAUGAUUGGACUUUAAUCUUGCUUUGUACCACACACCA
This is a messenger RNA of Anopheles moucheti, 4246 nucleotides long. It is a transcript of the gene Cul1, whose product is annotated as cullin-1. The record is from RefSeq and is a predicted model, not a curated record. The coding region runs from base 342 to 2678 and encodes 778 amino acids. Gene Ontology annotation, biological process: protein ubiquitination; SCF-dependent proteasomal ubiquitin-dependent protein catabolic process. Gene Ontology annotation, molecular function: ubiquitin protein ligase binding. The transcript has 12 exons. Gene Ontology annotation, cellular component: SCF ubiquitin ligase complex. Lineage: Eukaryota; Metazoa; Arthropoda; Insecta; Diptera; Culicidae.